Aphanomyces invadans is the source of this 1056-nucleotide messenger RNA. RefSeq lists its product as hypothetical. Lineage: Eukaryota; Oomycota; Saprolegniomycetes; Saprolegniales; Verrucalvaceae. The transcript is spliced from 2 exons. The record is from RefSeq and is a predicted model, not a curated record. Bases 1 to 1056 code for a protein of 351 amino acids.
AUGCCCGCAAGCCCGUGGUUCCGUCGUGAGUACGACUCGUUGGCAGUCAUCUCGCGCCUCGUGCUCGAGGUCGGGAACGUGUCUGUGGUUGCGACGAGCGACGACAUCAAGACGACAUCGGUUGUGCUCCACAGCGAGUCUGCGGCGGCCGCAGAAUCGUUCCGGGUCCAGGAAGACGGCCACGAGCUCGCCGUCAAGUGGGAAGAAGACCACCCCGUCGAUCCUUCCAGUGACUACUCGAUCGAAAUCCACAUGCCGCGCGAAUCCAUCGACGCCGUCGCGUUUUCGGGUGCAGGGACCGUCUCCGUUCACCCAAACACUCUGCGGCGCAGCGUCGACGCCAACCUAACGAUUGCAUCAACCGGGCCUGGCUCGCUGCUCGUGGACGACACAGACAUCCGAGCUGGCAGCCUGCACUUGCGCCAAGGAGGUGCCGGGGUGCUCCAGCUCACUUGCCACGAUUUUGUCGUCGCGUACGAGGUGGAUGUGCAAACGACGUCCACGGGGUCCACCGUGAUGCAUGCGUCAUCAAGCGUGUCGGCGAGCCAAGUGACCUUGACAGGCUCGGCUGGCUACACAACUGUCCAAGUAAACGGCCCUGUGAAAGUGACCGACUUCAUCGACCUGCGUGCCAGCAAGGCUGGCCGCGUUGCACUCGUCACUCAGGACUCGACGACGCAUCAUCUUGCCAUGACAACAACCGGGAAUGGCGCUGUCACGGUCAACGGAACCAUGCAUGCGCACUCGGUGGUGGUUCGCGGUAGAGGCGAUGGCAGCGUACGCGUGUGCGGCGCGGAUGGGUCGUGCCAUGCGCUGGAAAUGGAUGUGGCUGGAAACAGUUGCGCCAGCGUCGAGAUGGCUGCGACUUUGUGCAGCGUCGCCAUCGACGGCCGCAGCCACGUCUCGCUGUGCAAAGGGCAAGUUGUCACGAGCAAAACCAUUCUUGGCGACGCGCAGCUCAAGACGCUAGACGAAUGCGCACCGCACGACCACGCCACAAUGGAGCUUGUGCCAUUUGCGGCAACCAAGAAAACCGACGACGAACUGGAACGGUGA